Molecule: messenger RNA, 1059 nt
Organism: Trichomycterus rosablanca
Lineage: Eukaryota; Metazoa; Chordata; Actinopteri; Siluriformes; Trichomycteridae
Gene: avpr2b.1
Product: arginine vasopressin receptor 2b, tandem duplicate, 1
Biological process (GO): positive regulation of vasoconstriction; regulation of systemic arterial blood pressure by vasopressin; cellular response to hormone stimulus
Cellular component (GO): plasma membrane
Molecular function (GO): vasopressin receptor activity; peptide binding
Source: RefSeq, a predicted model, not a curated record
AUGUCUUACUUGAGCUUAAACCUCAGCAACAUGAGUCUGAAUCUCCAGAUGUUAAAGGAUCAGCCGCGCAAUCAGAAUUUGGCACAUGUGGAGAUCGCGCUUCUCAGUGUGAUUUUUCUUAGUGCUACGGUUCUGAACUUUGGACUCCUGCUGGUGCUGUUAAGGAGGCGCAGACCCCUGUCUCGGAUGCGGGUGUUUGUUCUGCACCUGUGCCUGGCCGAUCUGGCUGUUGCGUUCUUCCAGGUGUGUCCUCAGCUCCUGUGGGACAUCACCGACCGCUUCGUGGGUCCUGACUUGGUGUGCCGCAUGGUGAAGUACCUUCAGGUGGUCGGCAUGUUCGCGUCACUGAUCGUGGUGAUGACCGUGUAUCGCUACCAGGCUGUGUGCAACCCCAUGUUUAUGGUCCAGAGGAGGCGUGCGCACUGGAAUGUGCCGGUGUGCGUCGCGUGGAUUGUGUCCCUGGUGGGCAGCCUGCCGCAGAUCUUCAUAUUCUCCCGCGUCGAGGUAGCGCAGGGGGUCUUCGACUGCUGGGCUGAAUUCGUGGAGCCCUGGGGACUGCAGACCUACGUGACCUGGACCACUCUGGUCAUAUUCGUGUUGCCCAUCCUGACCGUGAUCGCAUGCCAGGUGCGCAUCUGCCGCGCUGUGCAGAUCAACCUGCAUAUGAAGACGCACCGACAGGGCUGUGGUAAUACAGUUCAGCUUCAUUCCAGGGUCAGCAGUGUGGUCGAGUUCUCCAAGGCACGCAUAAAGACGGUGAAGAUGACCGUGGUGAUCGUCCUGGCUUAUGUGGUUUGCUGGGCUCCAUUCUUCAUCGUGCAGCUGUGGUCAGUCUGGGACACCAACGCACCAACUGAAUCUGCGACAUUUACCAUCCUCAUGCUCCUUGCCAGUCUGAACAGCUGUGCCAACCCCUGCAUCUACCUGUUUUUCAGUGGCAAAGUGUCCAAGAAACUCUUCUCACUGAUGUGUCCGAGACAAGUGGAAAGGAAGGAGUCGGUGCCUGAAGAUGCCACUGUGAUCAGUUCAAUCUACCUGAGUUCAAAAAGCCUCUCAUAG